Messenger RNA from Coniosporium apollinis CBS 100218, 2673 nucleotides. RefSeq names its product AGC/AKT protein kinase. Gene Ontology annotation, molecular function: protein serine/threonine kinase activity; ATP binding. The record is from RefSeq and is a predicted model, not a curated record. Lineage: Eukaryota; Fungi; Ascomycota; Dothideomycetes. The transcript is spliced from 2 exons. Gene Ontology annotation, biological process: protein phosphorylation. Bases 1 to 2673 code for a protein of 890 amino acids.
AUGGCGUCUGCUAACGGAGUUACAACGCUGUACAGGGCGACCGGCGACGAUGACGGACACGAGCAGUUGGGCUCCGGUAGCUCGACACCACCAGGCGCGGCGACCCCCCGACCAGACUUAACGGACAAACGACUGCCAAGCAUACUUCACACCUACUUCGGGCAGGUUUGUGACUCUUUCCGUACUCGCCCAAAGCAUACUAGUAGCACAAGUCCUACACACAUUGCUGCAAGUGGUGCGGCGGAGCAGAAGGCCGAGCAUAGAUCCCUGCCGAGACUCGGCGGCGAUGCUCUGCCUACAGCUCCAGCUUCACCGACCGAGGCGUUUAGCGGAGAUGGCGGGCUCCCGCCACUCUUGCCUCACGAGCAGCCAGACAUGUCCCAUCAGAAGACAUUCUCUCGUCCUGGCCCUCCCUCUUCCUACCCGACCCCUCCAACAUCCUCUGCCUCGUCGAUGCAUAGAGCAAGCAAAGACGAGCCCAGCACAAAUGGCUGCAGCGACGGCAGCGCGCCUGCGUCUCGCAUGCGGCUCUCGCACAAUGGCAAGGCCAUUUCGAAGUCGCCUUCGAAAGCGCGCAGGCACACGUUUGCCAUCUCCAGCCCUUUAUCAAGCAUUAUUACGACAUCCUCAGUCCCUGCUGCUCACAUCGAGAACCCGGCCACUCGCAUAUCCACUACUUCCCCUUCCAGCCCGAUAGUUGCUUCUCUUACUGCUUCGCGACCCCCUUCACCGUCCAAAGCGGCUAAAAAGGUCAAGAGGCUAACAGAAGGCGGCAUUUCGUCGUCCGGUCAGAAUACUCCUCCUCAGACACCCAGGACGCGAUCGCAGGAAGAUCGGGUAGAGUCGCCCAAGCCACAGUCGUCAAGCAGCGGCACAUCUCGAACGUCAGAUAGUGCUGCCGUCGCGCCUCCGAAGGGCAAACUUUCCGUCAUCAUUUCCGAAGGUCGUGCACUACAGCCAAGCGUUGAUCCAUACUGUGUCUGUCAGUUUCAAUGGGCAGAAUACAUAUCAGACGGACCGAGGAAGGGCAGGACUAGUGGCAAGACUGACGGUGCAGGGAAGGGAGAUGGAGUGGUAAUGAGAAGGACGGACAGUGAAAUGGGCAGGCCAAUGGCGAUACCUAUGAGAAGCAGACAAAGCAGCCACAGUGGGAGCAAUACAGGCGCACAGGAGACGAAAGCAGAGGUCACGAACCCAAAGUGGGACCACGAGGCUAUCUUUGAUGUUGUUGGCGACCACUCGGAAAUCGACGUAUCCGUCUACGACCGUGCAAACCAAGAGGCUUUCUUAGGCCAUGUCCGCUUUUGCCCGAGCCUCGUGGAGUACGAGUCCGCCUACGAUGGCUGGUUCCCGCUUGAGCCCCGAGAAGGCGAGGCAGACACAGUCACAGGAGAAAUCCACCUCCGCAUAAACUUUCAGAAGACAGAAAAGAAGCACUACGGACCGGAAGACUUUCAGAUCCUUAAGCUCAUCGGCAAGGGCACUUUCGGUCAGGUCUUCCAGGUACGGAAGAAAGACACGGGUCGCAUCUACGCUAUGAAGGUGCUGUCGAAGAAAGUUAUUGUACAGAAGAAAGAAGUUGCACAUACGCUUGGCGAACGGAACAUCCUUGUUCGGACAGCAACGGCCGACUCGGCCUUCAUUGUCGGUCUCAAAUUCUCCUUCCAGACACCUACGGACCUGUAUCUCGUUACCGACUACAUGUCUGGAGGCGAGUUGUUCUGGCAUCUGCAGAAAGAGGGCCGCUUUCAUGAAGCGCGCGCGAAGUUUUACAUUGCAGAGUUGAUCUUGGCGUUGCAGCAUCUGCACGAACACGACAUCGUAUACCGAGACCUUAAGCCGGAGAACAUUUUACUAGAUGCUAACGGCCACAUCGCGCUCUGCGACUUCGGCCUCUCGAAAGCAAACCUAACAGACACCGACACCACCAACACCUUCUGCGGAACCACCGAAUACCUCGCUCCCGAAGUUCUACUCGACGAGCACGGCUACACCAAGAUGGUCGACUUCUGGUCCCUAGGCGUCCUCGUCUUCGAAAUGUGCUGUGGCUGGAGUCCCUUCUACGCCGAAGACACGCAGCAGAUGUACAAGAACAUCGCCUUCGGCAAAGUCCGCUUUCCCCGUGACGCACUCAGCACCGAGGGCAGGAACUUUGUCAAGGGCCUCUUGAACCGCAACCCCAAGCACCGUCUGGGCGCAAUCGGAGACGCGGAAGAGCUCAAGGCUCACCCCUUCUUCGCCGACAUCGACUGGGAAGCCCUCGGCAAGAAGAACCUCGUCCCACCCUUCAAACCGAAACUCAAGUCCGAGCUCGACGUCUCCAACUUCGAUCCGGAGUUCACGAACGCGCUCAACAACACCAACGCUUCGUCGCUCAAUGCAAGGGCGGCGGCGCUCGCGUCCGGCGUGAACCCGGCUUCGACGCCGCUGUCGCCGACUAUGCAGGCGAACUUCAAGGGCUUCACCUUCGUGGACGAAAGCAACAUCGAGAAGCAGUUCCGGGAGCGCGAGAAUGAUAUGGAGCGCAUGGACGAGGACGACAAGGAGGACGACGAGUGGCACAUCAACAAGCCGUACGGGAGCCAGGACCGCGAGGACCGCAUGAGCGGGAUUGAGCGGGUGCAUACGAAGGGCGAGGACGACAUCUUCAACCACCAGGGGUUCGACGCGUGA